Lepisosteus oculatus (spotted gar) is the source of this 5252-nucleotide messenger RNA. NCBI's taxonomy places the organism in Eukaryota, Metazoa, Chordata, Actinopteri, Semionotiformes, Lepisosteidae. The record is from RefSeq and is a predicted model, not a curated record.
CUCUGCCUAUGUGUCUCAUGGAGAGCAAGCUGGGAAUGAUGCGAAGAUCGAGGAUAAGUGUGAGGCCCAAUGUCCGGCCUGGGGGUAGAGGCCUCACCACUUCAUCUCAGGACCCUAAGCCCUCAGAGGAAACUGCGGCUGAGCCUCAGAAGGCUCCAGAGGAAAGCCAGGAAGCAGGGAAGGAGACCCAAGAGCAAGUCAGCAAGGCUCAUCCUGGAGAUCCAGGAGACCCGUCACAUGAUGAAGCUGGACAGAAACCCACUCAGGAAGGACAGCAAAUCAGCACCCCCCAUAACCUGAAUGCAAAGAGUGAAGAGGGUGCAGCCUCUGCUAGCACCAGUUCUCCAGCCGCCACUGUACAAAGAAGAAAACGCUUCUCCGCGAUGCCAAACCUCGCCAAGCCCAGAGCAGUUCCUGCCUCGGCCCAACCACGUGCCAGAGCAACGCCCAAGUCACCCCCUGCAAAGCACGUCGCGUCACCUGCUGUCGAGGAUAAGGCCCCGACUUCGCCAGAGCGCACGCAGGCAGAGAACGCUCCCCGCAGAACCCUCACGUCGCCAGCCCGACGAAGAUCUUCCGGUGGAAAACAGCCAAAGGCCGCAGAAGAAAAAUCUGAGGCUUCUGCCUGUUCAAGUCAACCUCUGUCAGCUGGACAAGAUAACACAGCUAGUGAAAGUUCACAAAAGCGUACCUUAUCCCCAAAAGUCUCACAGGAAAGCACAUCUGCAGGGAGCACACAGCAACUGACUGAAUCCUCACUUCCUGGUCAGAAAGAAUCACAAUGCAGCGAUUCAUCACCAAAAGAACCUUCCCCUAAAUCUUCUGUGCCUCUAAAUAAGCCAAGCAUUUCUUCAGACCGUGAGAGGAUCCUAAAAGCCCGGAAACUGAGAGAGCUUCUUCAACAGGAAAUUCAAAAAGAGAAAAAACUGAAGAAAGGGAAGGUUCUCACAUUUGAAACCCCUGUCCCUCAGGACCGGAGCAAGAUGAUAAUGAGGGACUUCAUAUACUAUUUACCGGAGAGCAAUCCAAUGAAGUCUUCAUUAGAGCAAGAACAGAGGCAGACUGAGACUGUGACGACCCUUCCGCCCAACAGAGAACCUUCACUGAGGCCCCAGGAGGAAGAAGAGGGGGAGGAGGAUGAGGAUGAGGAUGAGCCUGUCCAGGAUGACCAGCUUCUGGUUCCCAGGGUGAAAGUGGCAGAAGACGGCUCACUUAUUAUUGAUGAAGAAAGUUUGACUGUGGAGGUUUUAAGAGUCAAAGGUCCCAAUGUAGUAGAACAGAAUGAUCCAAUUUUUGAGCGUGGGUCUACCACAACCUACUCCAGCUUUAGGAAAGCCAGCUACACGAAGCCCUGGUCCAACAGAGAGACAGACAUGUUCUUUUUGGCUAUCAGCAUGGUGGGGACAGAUUUCUCAAUGAUUGGUCAGCUCUUUCCACAUAGAGCCAGGACAGAGAUCAAAAACAAAUUCAAGAAAGAAGAACGGACGAACUCCUGGAGGAUAGACAAAGCAUUUAGAGAGAAAAGGCCAUUUGAUAUUGAUUUCUUCAGCAAACUUCUGGAAAAGGCUCAGAUUGAAGAUGCGAAGAAGAAGGAAAAACCUAGAAGAAGCAGGAAGAAUCUGACAGAGAGUACUUCAGCUAGACCAAGGAGCAAGCGAAAAAAAAAAGUGAGUGACCAGGAUAAAGCUGCUGAAGGCAGCUUCCUUGUGUCAGGGUCCGGCAGUGAGGAUGAGGAGGGUGACCCGGAGCUGGCUGAGAAGGAAAAUGAGGAGUCCUUCAGUGUGCACACAGGUGAGGACGGAGAGAGCAGCCAGGCGGGUCCUGCAGCCAGGAAGAAACGCAAGCACAGGAAGGACGAGGGAGCUGAAGACGCAACUUCUGAAAGGCCUCCGGACACAAAGAAAAGGCAAAGAAAGAGAAAAAAAACAUGCGAAGAAGUAGGCCCAACAGACAUGGAAGUUAUUUCCUGUGAAGAGCCUGGAAAUGGAGCUGCUGGUGCUGAAGUUAUACCUGAUGGUGCCAAUAGAUCACAAGAAACAGAAAGCCCUGCGAAGGAAGGAAAGGAAUCUCUGAUCCAACCAGCUCAGCCCGCAAGACAUCGUUCCCAGAAGCCAAAGCCGAAGCUUACACAGAGAAGAGGAGGCAAGAGAGCUGCAGAAGCUUUGGAAACCCCAGGGGCUAAAAGCAGGACUGAAGGCGAACAAGGAACGGAAGGAGGUUCUCCUGACUCCACGGCAAGCAAAGAACCUGAUUCCCAAGGAGCUGGGCAUGAGGGUGGUAACUCUAAAUCCUCAAAAGGGAAGAAACCCAAAAGAGUGAAAAAACGCACUAAUAUUUUAGAGUCAUCGGACAGUGAGAACCCAGGAGAAGAUAUGGAAGAGGACCCUGAUCUCACUGCUGUGCAGGAGCACAUGCUGAACAAACCUACCAGGUCAGGAAGAAUACCAAAGUUUUCUCAGCAAUUGAAGCAGCCCGAGGAGGAGGAUAAUUCUCCUGUGGCUUCCCCUUCUGCCGUGCCGCCGUCUCCUGAGGACUCUCCCGCUAGUCGGAGAGGCAGGGACCACUCUGCUACCCCCACAAAGGACAAACCCAGCCUAGACCAGAACCAGAAGACCCAAAGAUCUGGGAAGGCCAAGCUGGUAACUCUGAGGGCAUCUCCGGAGGAGCCUGAGGAAAACGAGGAAGAGGCAGAUGAGGGGAGGGCCGAGGAAGACUACUGCUAUCCUACAAACCCUGAGGAAGUGAACCAGGCUCCUGUGUUUGUGCCCGCCAGCCUGCGGUCACCUACCAUGGUCCCAGUGGAAGUGGAGGAGACUAUGGAAGAGCUUGAGAUCUCAGACAGUGUCCCUGAUGGACGCUGCUCUCUUGAGAGCGAGCAGACCCACUUCUCUCAGUCAUUGUGUGAUGAGGCCCUUUGCCGAGCUUCACAAGAGGAGGUUGUAGUUCCUUCUGAAAAUCAGUUGGACAUAUUGGUUGAUGUGAUUGAAAUUUUCUCGACAGGAUCCGUCUCUGAAUUCUCAGGUUCUGAUAGAGAGAGCAACACUGAGGCUGCACAGACUUUGCUGACAAUUAGAAACUCUGAGUUUGUGCCCGCAGAGGCUGAUGGGAGAAGCACAGGAUCAGAAGAUGCCGUCAUUGAAGCUUCAUGUCAGAGAGUAGAGGAAGAAGAGGAAACCAGUGGGCAGCUUGGUUCAGAACCGACUGAGCAGCCAGACGUCACUGAGGCUCCUCAGGCAGCGGUAUGUGACUCCCCUGCUGCUGUGACCCCGUCAGAGACUUCAGACACCACAGCAAGAGCUUCUCCAUCAGUGGAGGAGCCCCAAAAAGCGGGAGAAAGUUCAGGCACCGUGAGUGGUUCUGAUGAACAAGAAAGGGCUGCUGGCCCGGCCUCCUCAGCCCAGAAUGGAACUCAGCACAGAAGGACGAGGUUCUCAAAGCUUAAACCCAACCUGGUGAGGACAGCUAGAGGUCCACAGGUUCAACCCGUACGGAGUGGAGCACCUCGCAUCAGCUGUGACCGCUUAGUUGAGCCUACUCCUGUUGAGUCUGCCCCACAACGCUUAGCUACUGAGGAGAAAUCUGUCUCAGACAGUGAAAAGGAGAAAGACAUCCCAAGAGAACAGGGUGAUACAGAGGCAUCAGGUGAUGAUGUGCAGAAAGAAAAAGACAUCUCUAGAGUUCCUGGGUCCCCUGAAGUCACGCCGGCGUCGAGUGCUACAAACCCAGGCUUGCCAGCUCAGAAUGAGGGUCGAUUCAGAAGGAGCAGGUUCCCAAGACCCAAACCCAAUCUGGGCAGGACAGUCCGAGAUCCCCAGACAGGACAGGAUAGUCCGAAACCAGCCCCGAGCAGAGCACCUCAGAACAGCACUGCCAGUUCAGAUGUGCCUGCACCCAUUACAUCUGUCCCGCCGUUGUUGUCUGAAGAGCACCAGCCUGGCUCAAACAGUUCAAAAGACAAAGAUGGGUUAGGCCUGGCUCUUAGCAAGAAACCUGGUGAAGAUGCUCAGAAACAGGAGGGCACUCCUGGGGUUUCUGAAGAGUCUGAAGGCAGCGCAGAGAUGAGCGCAUUAUGUCAAAGCUCGCCAACCGAAAACAAGUCUCAGAGCAGAAGGAGCAGGUUCCCCAGGCCCAAACCCAAUCUGGGAAGCACAGCCAGAGGUCUUCAGAUACCGGUGCAAGAUAAAGCCCCGCACAAGAUCAUUGAUAAUUCAGUUCAGCCUGCUGCUUCUAUGGAGUCUGUUCAACAGCAGGCUCUCGAGCAAGAGGAGACUGACUUAAACAGCAUGAAAGAGAAUGAGGUCUAUGAGGUCCCUGGAGAGGUCCCUGAUAAGAAGGAAACGGCUGAACAUGAACAGGAAAACAGCUCCAAAGUUUCCGAGGUGCCCGAAGUCACUUCAGAGUUGAGUUCCAGAAGCCCAGUCUCCUCGGUACAGAGUGGGUCCCGAUUCAGACGGAGCAGGUUCCCAAAACCCAAACCCAACGUUGGCGGGACAGCCAGAAGUCCUCAGACAGGAUCAGACCGAUGUGGAGCAUCACUCAAGGAUACAGAGGAGACAUCUGACUCAAGCUGCAUCAAAGAGAAAGAAAUCCUGAGGGAACACAGUGAUAAAGAGGAAUCAUGUGAAGAAGCUUUGAAGAAGGAAGAUAAGCCCAGAGCUCUUGAAGCACAAGAAGUCACAGCAGAGUCAAGUGCCAAAGGCCCAGACUCCUCAGCCCAGAAUGGGGCUCGAUUCAGAAGGGCCCAGUUCCAGAAGCCCAAGCCCAUCCUUAGUAGAGCAGCCACUGGCCCUCGGACACGAUCACACAGUGGGGAUCCACAGCAUUUGCCUGCAGAAGAUUGCAGUGAAACUGCUCCCAGUGAAGUAGGAACUCCAGAGAUGAUUGUGGAGAAUGUUGGCUGUGACCAAUUGAGAAAAGAAGGAAACAAUUGUCGCAGGAAGUUAUCAUCUGAAGAGAGCACAGGAGACGGGCAAGCAGAUAUAAUACUUGCAAAAGAAAACCGGUCUGAAGAAGCAGCCAAACGUGAGCCAAGUAAGGUCAGAACUCGCAGUAAUCAAAGACCCACAGUCAGCAGCCCAGAGUCCAGCCUCAGGAGAUCCCCCAGGAGCAGGGGCAUCUUGUCAAGAAGUCUAAAUAAGACAGAGGACACCCCAGAGGCCAUUGGCACAACACAGGUGAGAACACAGGAAAGUAUCACUGAUGAUUCCACUAAGAAUGUCAGCAAGCCACAAAUUCUCCUCACCAGCCCAUGA